Messenger RNA from Aspergillus heteromorphus CBS 117.55, 2238 nucleotides. Its product is annotated as transcription factor domain-containing protein. Gene Ontology annotation, molecular function: DNA binding; DNA-binding transcription factor activity, RNA polymerase II-specific; zinc ion binding. Bases 1 to 2238 code for a protein of 745 amino acids. The record is from RefSeq and is a predicted model, not a curated record. NCBI's taxonomy places the organism in Eukaryota, Fungi, Ascomycota, Eurotiomycetes, Eurotiales, Aspergillaceae. Gene Ontology annotation, cellular component: nucleus. Gene Ontology annotation, biological process: regulation of DNA-templated transcription; DNA-templated transcription. The transcript has 7 exons.
AUGUCCCGCCCCCAGGUCAGCAUCGACCGUCUCACCCCCCGUCGCGCCAAUGCCGAACCCCGCGAGUCGAUGAACUGCAAGUCCUGCAGGAAGCGAAAGAUCAAAUGUAACCGCCUGCGCCCGAGCUGCGAGGCCUGCAAGGUCUUCCAGUGCCCGUGCAUCUAUGACGCCGUUCCCAAGAAGCGUGGGCCCAAAACGGACGUCCUCGAGGCCCUGCUGAAACGCGUCGACGGGCUGGAGAAACGCCUGCAAGAGGACUCUCCCAUCUCGCCUACCUCCUCCACCUCGCCCAUCAAGUCGCUAGAGCAGCAUCUGCUCCAAUCCAGCUCUGCCUCGUUUCGGCCACCACCCCCUCCCCAUGGCUUUCCAGCACCUCCUCCUCCUCCACCGCCGCCCCAGCCGCAGCCUCGCCUGCCGGAUGCCAUGCUGGACACCUACUUCGCUCGUCUACAUGGGAAGCCGUACUGGAUUCUGGACGAGAACACGACGCGUCAACGGCAUCAGCAUGGCCAAUUACCGACUCAUCUGUCGAUGGCUAUCUACGCGCUCACCUUAAGAUACACCACUCCCAAUCCACCGCAGGGGAGUCUGGAUCAUGCUCGACAAGCCCGACGACUGGUGGACAUCGAUAAUCCGUCCAUCGAGGGAACCCAGUCUCUACUACUGCUCUCCCAGACCUUCUUCGCCUACGGCUGCGGCAAGACGGCCUACAUGGUCCUAGCUAAUGCUAUCUCGAUGGCUCUGGCCUUGGACUUAUAUCGAGAGGCGCCCGCUCAAACACUCUCCCCGGUGGAAUGCGAGACGAGACGGCGUCUGUUCUGGACGGUUUACGUGAUGGAUCGUUUCCUCACCUGUGGCUCCAGGCGACCGGGCCUCGUCAGGGACCACUCCAUCGUCCUGCGCCUCCCAGGCAUCGGAUCCGAGCCCGGGGAAUUUUUCAACCCGGUCGGUCCCAACAUCCACUACUCUUCCGACCGUCGGAAAGGCCCGAGUGGUCCAGCACUUCUGGUCGAUAUCACACGCAUUCUGGGCGUCACCAACCGGUAUCUGGCCGCCGGGGGCGUCAAGGGGGAUUCUCACUUCCCGUGGCACGCACUCUCCAACCUAUCUAAGAUCCGCCAGGAACUGGACAUCUGGGCAGCCGGCACGCAGGAUCUGUUCGCGUCGAUCGAAACGCUAUUCGGUCAUCCGGAGAGUACGCUGCUACUGCUAAGUAAACUGAUCUAUCAUCAAGUGCACUGCCUGCUCUACCGACCCUUCCUGCCGAUCGACCUGGUGGAGCUGCGGGGCACGGGGCAGCACCAGUCCUGGCAGAUCGAAGCGACGACGCUCUGCUUCUCGCACGCCAACGCGAUUGCCGAGCUGGUGGAGCUGGCGCGGCACGCCCCGCGGAUCGAGUGGCCGGACCUGGUGGCGUACUGUGUUGGCACGGCCGGCACGGUGCACAUUCACGGCGUGCACUACCAGGGGCGAGAGGGGGAGGUGUUUGCAUCGAGUGCAGACUUCCUGGCGCGCGAAAUGCACCAACUCUCGUGGCUGCGGCAGUGCUGGGCGGGGGUGCAGCAUCAGCGGGAGAUGCUGCAGACCAUAUCUGUGUGCCACGCGGAUGUGGUGCGCACGAUGGCGGUCCGGCCGGUGCGGUUCGCACCGGUGUUUCACCUGGAGGACUUCAUGGAUCGAUAUCCGGGGCUGGUUGUGGAUGGAGGGCACGUCCGACUCGUGGACGCGGACGAACCGCUCGUACUGGAUCGACCAGACUUCUCGGGCCGACUGUUGUACCCUCAAGUGCCUGCACUGCAGGCGCAAGGACGAGCAUCUAUCGGCUUCCAGGCGUCCCCACCGUGGCCUCAGCCAGAGCUGAAUCUCCCCGACGGCAGUCUUGGGUUCUCCCCGGGGGUGGGCAACUCACCCGCUGCCUUUCUCGCGGAGACGUUUACAGCGCCGACGCCGCCGACGCCGCCGACGCAGCCGCAAUACGCAACGUUCCCCUUCGAGGCCACGCCGGGAGGCCCGGCAUUGACGCCGGACGCGCCCGGGGGGGCGGCCGGGGCCGGCGAUGGCGAGAAUGACCCGUUCUUGAGUCUGCUGGAGCAGUUGGCAGAGAACGAGCAUUCGCAGGGCGGGCCCAGUGAGCUGGAUUUCUUCCUGGCGGAGGGACUGGAGCCGGUGGCGGUUCCGGGGGAGGCGGAGAGCGGAGCCGGCCUGAGCAUGACGGAUGGAUUGGAGGACGCCGACUGA